AUGUCCUUUCAGCCGCUACCAAACGUCCUCGGAUCGGCCAUCGCCUGGCGGUUGCUCCUGGCGACGGCUCUGCUCUGUGGAUUACCUCGACCGGUCGCCGGCUACUUCGAUCUCUUCCUCAACCAUUCCGAGAUGAUCAAACUGAUGGGAAUCGAAGCGGACCUGUUUUACGUGCGCGACGGUGCCCUCAACGAUUACGCCAUGAGCUUCGUAGUGCCGAUGAAGCCUGGCAUCGAGUUCUUACGGUUUUCCUGGCAAAGCCGAACGGCCUACCCGCUUCCCUACACGAUAUCGGUGCACUACGACGGGAACGAUGGUGCCCUGCAGCAUCCCGAGCUCGACAUCCCGACGAGCGGCAUCAUUCCGCGGACGGUCGAAAGCUUCACCGUGCAUCUGGUGUGCUGGGGUAACGUCACGAAGGAGGUCGCAGUUGGUAUUCACCUGCACGUCGAGGGACCCCCGAAGCACAACGACACGAAGCUGAUCAUUAAGCGGAACAAAAUUUGCAUCAAAGGUAUGCAUCCGGCCCGGAAUCGUCUGCCAGCCGCGGAAAUAGCACCCCAGCAAGGACCGGCCCUACUGGGGGCGGCCGCGUGUGCCCUCGGACUCGUGCUGGUCGUGGGGCUUAUCGCGAGCGCCAUGUACGUGCGCGCCCGAAAACAGAUUCGGCAGGACUCGCUGCAUACCAGCUUCACUACGGCGGCAUACGGCAGCCAUCAGAACGUAUUCAUCCGGCUCGAUCCCCUGGGACGUCCGCCGAGUGCUAACAGCGGUUCCUACGCGACGAUUGCGAGCCUCAACAAAUACCCGAUCAGCGAGUCGAAAAAGUCGUGGUUUCGCAGCACCCCUUCACCAUCGCCGUACGCGACAGCCCUUCUGCCCUUAGGGCAACAGCAAACCGGGACGACGACGGGGACGGAAUCGGUCUACGCCAAACCGGAAUCGGUCUGCCCAUCCCGGGUGUCCUACUACGCUUCGUCCCAGCUCACACAGGUGUACAGCCUUUCCACGCCAGCACGGAGCAUCCACAGCAACGGGUCGAACCCGAAGGACAAGCUGCGCCGGAUCGCAGUCUCACCGGGUACCAUCAUCUGCCAGCAGCUCGUCCAGGAGGGCACGUACGGGCGGAUCUACAGUGGUAUCCUGCACCAUCCGCUUGGUGAAACACGCGACGUGCUGAUCAAAACCGUCGUCGACGGUGCCUCGCUGAGCCAGGUGGCUUAUCUGCUGUCGGAGGGAUCCACCCUGUGCGGGAUUUCCCACCCAAACAUCCUGUUCCCGGUGGCGGCGGUGACGGAACUAUCGGGGCCACCGAAAGUCGCCUACCCACUGGCGGCCAAAGGCAACCUCAAACUAUACCUGCAGAGCUGCCGGGAGAUCGGAAUUCAAAAUUCGCAGCUCAGCACCCGCCAGCUGGUGGAGUUCGGUCUGCAAGUGGCCCGUGGCAUCUCGCACCUACACUCGCUCGGUGUGCUGCACAAGGACAUCGCCACCCGGAACUGUGUCCUGGACGUGGAGCUGAACGUUCGUGUUUGUGAUAACGCACUGUCGCGUGACGUCUUCCCGAGCGACUACAACUGCCUCGGGGACAACGAGAACCGGCCUGUCAAGUGGAUGGCGCUGGAAACGCUCGAGAAGAAGUUCUUCACCGCGUCCAGCGACAUCUGGAGCCUCGGUGUGCUGCUCUGGGAGCUGGCCACGCUGGCCGCGAUGCCGUUCGAGGAGGUGGAUUGCUUCGAACUGUCGGCAUACCUGCGGGAUGGCUAUCGGUUAGCGCAGCCGGUCAACUGCCCGGAUGAAUUCUACACCGUGAUGUCCUGUUGCUGGCUGGCGGACUACAAGCAGCGGCCAUCGUUCCCCCAGCUAAUUGCCUAUUUGCACGAUUUUCAUGACGACCUGGGCAAGUACAUCUAGGGUGCGGCAGGUGGCACCCCACGUUGAGGACGUUUCAACCGGCCCCGGGUCCAAUCCUACGGUGGCGUCGAAGAGGGUGAACGAGACUCGCAAACACGCACGCUGACAAAAAAAAGGAAAGGAAGGAAGGUACUAGAAACCGACGGACCCUAGUGCCCCGGAACUGUAGUGUUCGCCAAUUUCCAACCAACCCGAUGCAUGCGACAGUUAUUGGCAACCGGUGCGCUUCGGUGCGCUUUUUGCCUCGCUUCUGUCGUACCAAACUGAACCAAAAAAAAACAAAUGGAAUCUCCGAAACGUGACUAAAUCGUGGCCAUGAUCGAAAACGCAACACGUCGGCAUCGGUAACCCAACGAACCUCGGGAUCUAUGCGGGACAAAUUGAUGCAAUAUCGGAAAGUCUUGCCACAGACCGGGGCUGGUGAACGAAAGCGAAACAAAAACCCCCAAAAAAUGAACCUGGGAACGAAAACUAUCCCCAAAAAGUGCGCAUCGGUGCAGAUGCUCACCAUUGGUGGGAAUGCAAAAUAUGCGCUUGAAAAUUGGUGGCAAUGAAAGGAGAGCGAUGGAAAACAACAGCACAAACUAGUACGAAUGUUCCCGAGUGAAAAACCACGGCUAAAGGGGCUCCCAAUUCUCUCAAAAUGCGGAGAGGAAAAAAUAAACGUCCAGGGAAAUCUCACUCACGCGCGAAUGUUUGAGUAGCUGCGUUCGGUGCGUGUGUAUUUAGUGUACUCGACAAACGAGAAGUAAACGUAAAGUAAAAAGAAAACAAUUUGAAAACAAACAAAAAAACAUCUCAGUCGUUAUACAUGUCGUUACAAUUAAGCAACAUUUGCGGAGAUAUUGGGUGCAGUUGAAGCGUGCGAAAAGAAAAUAGGGUAAAAAUAAACAAAAAGGAAAAACAAUUGAAAAAAUCAUCAAACGUGAGAGAGUGAUCAAAACCACACCACAUCGUAAUAGGUGGUAGAUAAAAAAACAUAGCAAAACGAACAAACGAAGUGGGUGCGAUCAAUCAAAACAAGUAGAGUAGAGAUACGGAAAGAAAAAACAAAA
This is a messenger RNA of Anopheles nili, 2969 nucleotides long. RefSeq names its product tyrosine-protein kinase Dnt (gene Drl-2). The record is from RefSeq and is a predicted model, not a curated record. Gene Ontology annotation, molecular function: protein kinase activity; ATP binding. Bases 1 to 1914 code for a protein of 637 amino acids. NCBI's taxonomy places the organism in Eukaryota, Metazoa, Arthropoda, Insecta, Diptera, Culicidae. Gene Ontology annotation, cellular component: signaling receptor complex. Gene Ontology annotation, biological process: cell surface receptor protein tyrosine kinase signaling pathway; protein phosphorylation; axonogenesis. The transcript has 12 exons.